Molecule: messenger RNA, 412 nt
Organism: Culex pipiens pallens (northern house mosquito)
Lineage: Eukaryota; Metazoa; Arthropoda; Insecta; Diptera; Culicidae
Product: ejaculatory bulb-specific protein 3-like
Exons: 1
Coding region: 7-396 (129 amino acids)
Source: RefSeq, a predicted model, not a curated record
AUCAACAUGAAGUUCUUCAUCGUUGCGCUGGCCCUGGUUGCCCUGGUCGCUGCCCAGGAGGAAGAUGGUGACAAAUACACGACCCGGUACGAUAACAUCGACCUGGACGAGAUCUUGAAGUCGGAUCGGCUGUUCAAGAAUUACUACAACUGUCUGGUGGAUGAAGGUCGCUGUACGGCUGAGGGAAGCUACCUGAAGCGUAUCCUGCCUGAUGCCCUGGAGACGAACUGCGCCAAGUGCAGCGACAAGCAGCGCGAUGACGGAGUCCGUGCCAUCAAGUACAUGGCCGACAACCGGGCCGAGGAGUGGAAGGUCCUGAAGGCUCGUUUCGAUCCGGAGAACAAGUACGUCGAGAAGUACCUGGCCGAUGCCGAGAAGGAGGGUAUCAAGCUGUAAGCGGUUUGUUGUGAGU